AUGGCAGAGGUAGAUCAGGGUGAUAUGGCGGUAUUGGGUAGAGGGGCUGCGGGAGGAAAAAAGGAGGGUUGGAUAGAUGCCCGACCAUUAACGAUAAAAAAUAGAAGAGAGCGAAUGACUGAAGGAAUUAACGAAGAGUCCACCAAUGUGCGCAUGAAAGGACUGGGGUAUCGUGAAGCUAUCAAUGUAUUGCAACAUUCGCAUACACGGAAAGACUUGGGAAAGAUCAAUGAUAAGAGGAAUGAAGCAGAUUAA
Acanthocheilonema viteae is the source of this 255-nucleotide messenger RNA. Lineage: Eukaryota; Metazoa; Nematoda; Chromadorea; Rhabditida; Onchocercidae. The record is from the annotation of a GenBank genome assembly.